AACCGGCUAAGCCGUCGCAGUCAGGCUCAAACACACACUCUCACACAGAGAGAGAGAGAGAGAGUGAAAGUGGGUGUGUGUGUGUGUGUGUGUGUGGGAAGGAACUGGGAGCAGCAGCUUUACGCACGGAGCGCAGGAGGGAAAACACACUCACAGUCUUUCACGCACAGUCGCGCAAGACAAGCACACAAACACACACGGAGAAAGACACACGGACGCUCUGACCGCACAGUGGGAGAGUGAACCUGCGGGUUCAUGUCACUGUGAUUUCCCCCCUACAGAAGAGGAAUACUGACUGAGAAACAUCCCCACAGGAGGAGAACGACGACGAGGAGGAAUAACCACAGCGAUGGCUCUCGCGAACGUGUGGAACUACUGCGUCCCUCUCGCCGUGAUCACCGUCGCCUGCCUGGUGCGCACUGCUCGCUGUCAGGCCGUGCAGGCGGAGAACGUUACAGUGUUGGAGGGGGGUACGGCCCAGAUCUCCUGCCGUCUGCAGAACUAUGACGGAUCAAUCGUGGUCAUUCAGAAUCCCCGCCGGCAGACGCUGUUCUUCAACGGCACGCGAGCACUGAAGGACGACCGCUUCCAGAUGGUGCUGUUCACGCCGCGGCUGGUGCGCAUCGAGUUGACCAACGUCAGUGUGUCUGAUGAGGGCGGCUACUUCUGCCAGCUCUACACGGAUGCCACGCACCACCAGGUGGCCACUCUCAGUGUUCUGGUGCCCCCGGAGACACCCACCGUGGAGGUGAAGCAGGAGGGCGUGGAAGGCGGCGAUGCAGAGCUCACCUGCGUGUCACCACGCAGCAAGCCGGCAGCCACCCUGCGCUGGGUCCGUAAUGGCCGGGAGAUACCAGGUCUGGUGUCCCAGCAGGACAACGGGAAGACGUUCAGCGUGUCCAGCACCAUCCGUAUCCUGGUAGAAAGGAAAGAUAAUGGUGCCGCACUGAGCUGCGAGGCCUUCCACCCUGCGCUGAGCGGACAGAGGAGGGUUCGCCACUACCGCCUGGAUGUGUUCUUUGCACCGACAGUGAGGAUUGUUCCUCCGCCUGGCAUUUUGCGAGAGGGCGAUUCUCUCAGCCUCACCUGCUCUGUCACUGGAAACCCUCUGCCCAGGAACAUUCAGUGGUCCAAGAUCAAUGACACCUUACCUGAGAGGGCGGAGAUUUCUGGCCCCACCUUCCAGAUUUCCCGUCUCAGCCAGUCACACAACGGGACGUACUUGUGCCAGGCCCAGAACAACUAUGGACGUGCUGCUGAUCAUUACACCCUCUUGGUGUAUGAAAAUGUGUCUGUCACCACAGUGGCCCCUCCCACUCCCACUACCUCCAUCCAACCAAUCACCUCCCAUCCCACCACCCCAACCCUUCUAACAUCCAGCUCCAGCUCGGACCCGGAAGAUCCCGGUGCAGUGGUGGAGGCUCCCAGUGCCAUGCCAUAUGCAGUGAUAGGUGGCGUCCUGGCACUGCUGGUGUUCACCGUCAUCUGUGUCCUCAUUGUCACCAUCUGGUGCUCCGUUCGGCAGAAAGGCUCCUAUCUUACCCAUGAGGCCAGUGGGUUGGAUGAACAUGGCGAGGUGCAGGAAGCCUUCCUCAAUGGGAACGACGCCAGCCAGGGCAAGAAGGAGUACCUACUGUAGCCCUUUCACCCUCCCUGUCCCCUUCUCUUCUGCCCUCAACCCUCCCUCCGUACCUUCCUUUCCUCCUACCCUCUCCCCGUCUCCUUCCUUAUAUUCAGUGUACACACACACACACACACACACACACACACUUGUAUACAAUGUGCCAUAACAGGCAGCCUUCUAAGAACGACUGUACACAAAUACUGCACACAGCCAGUCCAUUCUGUUCCAUUCCACCCUCACACACACACACACACACACACACACACACACACACACAGAGAGAGACUGAGGAAACGAGAGCCUAUAGACCCACCAGCCAUUAACGACUGUGCCAUAUACUGUAAGUCAGACAAACGCAUGCGGGGUGGGGGG
Solea solea (common sole) is the source of this 1996-nucleotide messenger RNA. RefSeq names its product cell adhesion molecule 4 (gene cadm4). The record is from RefSeq and is a predicted model, not a curated record. Lineage: Eukaryota; Metazoa; Chordata; Actinopteri; Pleuronectiformes; Soleidae. Gene Ontology annotation, molecular function: vascular endothelial growth factor receptor 2 binding. Gene Ontology annotation, biological process: regulation of wound healing; regulation of Rac protein signal transduction; negative regulation of peptidyl-tyrosine phosphorylation. The transcript has 9 exons. The coding region runs from base 350 to 1639 and encodes 429 amino acids. Gene Ontology annotation, cellular component: cell-cell contact zone.